Messenger RNA from Dendrobium catenatum, 6494 nucleotides. RefSeq names its product chromatin modification-related protein EAF1 B. NCBI's taxonomy places the organism in Eukaryota, Viridiplantae, Streptophyta, Magnoliopsida, Asparagales, Orchidaceae. The transcript is spliced from 24 exons. Bases 356 to 6016 code for a protein of 1886 amino acids. The record is from RefSeq and is a predicted model, not a curated record. Gene Ontology annotation, cellular component: NuA4 histone acetyltransferase complex.
CCUCCCCUUCCCCGGGCCAUUCUGCAAGCCCGAUAUCGUUCUUCGAUACCAUCCCAGUUUCGUCGACCUGGACCUUACUCUGCUCCACCCGGAGCCAAACCCUAGGUCGGAAUUCAUCUUGUCUUUCCUCGGCCUCUUCAGCGACCUCUGCUCCAGCAUAAUAAAUUUCCUCUCCAAAUCGGAACGUGGGACUCCUUGAGUAUGUCCGAUUCGCCAUGUUUCAGUAUAACGCGAUGAGAGUGUAUGGCAGUAAUCGAGGUCGCGAAUUAUUGUAUGGAAGAACGAGCUCUCUAUUAUAAGGCCCGGUGUCCAAGAGUUCUUGAAGGGUGAAUGUUGAAAAGUUAGUACAACAGUUAUGCAUGGAUGCAGCCCAGGAUUUACCCUCUUGGUGAAUGCAGAGGUUGAUUCCAUGGGUGGUGUUGUUGAUUGUGAAGCCGGUUUAGAUACCAAAUCAUCGCCCCAUCGUGCAGCAAUUGCGAAGGCACAGGAGGAGCUACGACUGGAAUAUGAUGUGCGCGAAGAGCGAAGAAGAGAGCUGGAUUUCCUGGAAAAGGGUGGUAAUCCGCUGGAGUAUAAAUUUGGUCGUGCAACAUCAAUCAGUGUACAGUCUACUUCUCUCCGAGAUCAGCUUGCUGAGCAAUGCAUGAUAAGUGAAGCGAAGGGUAGCUUUGCACUGGCUGCAUCACCUCAUGGGGAUUCUGUUGAAAGCAGUGGCCGGCCUGCAGGUUCUACGGGUCGAGAGCCUAACAUUGCAGACAAUCUCUUACUAUUCGCUGGAGAAAAUAGUAGUCCUGGCAGAGAGAAAAAUGCAAGAAGAACAGGGAGAAGAAGUAAUGCUGCCCCGGCAGAACAAUCCUCUAAGAUUGAUAGUUGUCGUAAUACAAAAGAAUCAAAUGAUUUGGUGAUUUUCCGACUUGGACCAAGUGGUCAGGCAUAUGCUCGGAGGAAUCGGUAUAGAUCAGGCCGGGAUAGUCACGGCAAUAAAUCUCCACUUUUAUUUUCUUCUCAUACAGAUUCUAGAGAUUUAAAGGAGUCACAUGAGGAAGUGCAUGCUGAGGAGCACACUGUUUCUUCAAUCAUAAACUCUAAACCUACAAGUCCUAAUGCUAAGAGGGUGCAAAAAAGCUUUGCUUCCACAGAUCAAUUGGAUAUUGAAAUUGAUGGUGGGCUGGCACAUCAUACGCUUUCUGAUACAGAAAAAACAGAAUUGCAGGUAGUAAAAAUGAACGCUUGCGAAAACUUGCAGGAUUUUGAUUAUAAUGCUACUUCUGUUGAACAAACGGCUAAGAGUAGUGCUAUGCAAACAUCUGGUUUUAUUGGGAAAGAAUCCACUGCUUCUGUUGGUUUUCUUUCUGCCCCUUCUUGUGCCAUUAAUAACAUUAAAGGUUCCAGCCAUGACGACAAGGACAAAAGCUGCAGAUCUGCAGAUGUAGAUGUAAUGAAUGUGCCUCAGGAUAAUAUUACUGGGAAAGAAAAUUUUUCUAGUACUGCCACUGAAGUGCUAGCUAGAAGCAAUGCUGACAUUAAUCCCCUUUUUGUCAAUACAGCCAACCUUCACGGAAAUGCUGAUAGUAACGACUUGUUGGCACUUAGAAUUGGUAGUAGCUUAGGCUUUAAUUCCAAAGAUUAUGCAGCAGGUCAAGUUACUUCUGGCAUUAGUAGUGCGGUACAAAGUAGCCAAAUUGCAGGUUCUGCUGCUUGCAUUACUAGUAAUGGUGAAGCAAGAACAUCUCAGAUAAAGAUUGACAAAUCAGUUAAGGUUAAAGAUGAAGUGUUAUUAUGUGAUAGAAGGGACGAGCAAGCUGUAGAUAAGCUCCUUUUAAACAAUAAAUCUGAAAUUUCUCAGCAUGAUAGUACCCAUGUCAUCAAAGCUGGUGCAGUAAAGGUCACUUCUAUUGGCUACAGUCACGAGCCCUCUUCAGAAAUCCUUUCCAAGAAGGCUUGCUCAACUGCUCCGGAGCCUCAGAAUAGUGAAGCUAACCAACUGAAGUUGGCAAAAAAGGCGCAUGAAGAUGCCAUUUUGAAAGAAGCUCGGAUAAUUGAGACAAGAUUAAAGAAGGCUGGUGUGCCAUCUAUUGGUUGCAUAUCUUCAGAGAAGGGAAAAAAAAGCCACUGGCAGUUUGUUCUUGAAGAAAUGGCUUGGAUGGCAAAUGAUUUUAUGCAGGAGCGGCUUUGGAAGAUAGCUGCUGCUGCCCAAGUAUGCCACUGGAUUGCCUUUGUUGGUAGAUCAAAGUUUGAGCAAGAAAAUUUGUUCCAGAAGCAGAGGAAUGUAGCUCGAACUCUGGCUAAAGCUGUCAUGAAUUUUUGGAGUUCUGUUGUUGCUAUUAGUAAAGGUGAAGCAUCCUCUGGCAUGAAUGAUCAGAGUGUAGAAGCUCGGUUUCUUAAGCCGGGUAUCCAGAGCUAUGCUUGUAGGCUCAUGCAGUAUCUCUCUGAUGUGUCUAGUGAUCCUAUCAUGGCUGAAGCACCAAGAACUCCUGAUAGGAUAAAGGAUGCUGGUUCAUUUGGAGUAAUGUUGGAUGACCAACUUUCAGAAGAAAACUUGUUCUAUAAAGUACUUCCUGGUGCUAUGCACUCGUACAGGGAAUCAAUAGAGUCUCAAUGUGCACAGAUUAAGGAAGAAGAAUGUGAGGCCUCAAUGUGUGAUUCCGUUCCAGGUAUCAGUCGGGGAAUUGCUUUCGAAGAGGAUGAAGGUGAAACAGGUGCAGACAUUUUGCCAGGAGUGUUUGAAGGGAAUUAUUUAUCCAAAUUUAUUCACAAGAAGAGAAAAGUCUAUCAACAGAAGUCUUACACUUCUAGAUAUGAAACUGACUUAUCAUAUAAUUCUGCAAGCCAUUCUCAUGUUCUUAUGGAGAAAAGACCUUCAGGUACCCUUAAUGUUAGUGCAGUGCCAACGAAGCGUAUGCGAACAGCUUCAAGACAACGGAUUAUUGUUCCUUUUUGUGGUGGACCUUCUGGAUCCCUCCCAAUGACCAGUAAAACAGAUGUUUCAAGUGGUGACACGACUUCAUUCCAGGAUGACCAAAGCUCACGGCAUGGCUAUUCACAGCCCCAUAAAAAUUUAGAAGUUGAUUCUACUGUAGAUUUUGAGAGAUUACUGACAUUUGAUAGUAGCAAUAUGCCUAUCAAACCAAGAAAGAAGAAGAAACCGAAGCAUUUGGGAUACAAAAGUUCGCUGAACCUUCCUGAUUCCAAGGCCUCUUCUUAUGAACAGAGGUUACAGGCUGAUUACAUGGUUCAACACGAUCAGAGAGAUCAUGCUAAAAAGAGGUGUGAAGGCUUGCAGUAUGAAUCUAAUGGAAAUAUCGGGUUUUACGGACAAAAUGUUGCAAAGAAACCUAAGCUCUCAAAACCUGCAGAAUCCCCGGAAAUGAUAAUUCCUGCUGGUGGAUCCAUGCCCUCUCCAGUUGCUUCUCAGAUGAGCAACAUGUCCAAUUCAAAUAAGCUCAUUAGAAUAAUCAGCAACCGUGAUAGGGGUAGAAAAAGUAAAGCUCUAAAGAUCGCUGCCGGACAAUCUGGACCUGGAAUUGCAUGGUCAACGUUUGAGGACCAGGCUCUUGUUGUCCUCGUUCAUGAUAUGGGCCUUAACUGGGAGUUGGUCAGUGAUGCUCUCAACAGCACUCUUCAUUUCAAGUGUAUAUACAGGAAACCUAUAGAUUGCAAAGAACGUCACAAAUUUCUCAUGGAUAAAAGUGCUGGUGAUGGAGCUGACAGUGCCGAGGAUUCAGGCUCGUCUCAGCCUUACCCAUCUACCUUACCUGGGAUCCCAAAGGGUAGUGCCAGACAACUGUUUCAACGUCUUCAAGGGCCAAUGGAGGAGGAUACCAUGAAGUCACAUUUUGAAAAAAUUAUUCUCAUUGGGCAGCGUUUUCAUUCUGGUAGAACUCAGGAUAAUAAACAACUGAAACAAAUAACUCCAGCUCAUAAUUCUCAUGUUUUGACUCUUUCACAAGCAUGCCCAAACAACUUGUCUGGACCAAUCUUAUCGCCAGUCGAUCUUGCUGAUGCAUUGAAUUCAAACUCAGAUGCUGCUGGCCUUGGGUAUCAAGGUUCUCAUUCAAAUGGCAUUGUAAUUCCAGGUCACCAGGGUUCUUUGGCACCAGUUCUUCCCACCUCAUCUACAAACACCGUGCUACCAGGAACUCCUAGUAUGGUUUUAGGAAGUGGUCUGCCGACGCCUUCUCCACCAUUGCAUGCACCACCAAGGGAUACACAAAGAUAUGGUGUACAUAGAUCUACUACGUUACCAGGUGAUGAUCAAAAAAGACUUCAGCAAUAUAGCCAAAACUUUUCUGGCAGAAACAUGCAACAAUCUGGUAUCUCUAUGACCAAUGCUUUGCCUGCUGGAGUUGAUCGUGGUGUGCGCAUGUUACCUGGUGGAAACGGCAUGGGCAUGAUGUGUGGGGUUAGCAGGAGCAUGUCCAUGCCUCGGACGAGUUUCCAAGGAGUCGGUCCGGCAGGCAUGCUUAACAUGGUUUCCCCCAAUAAUAUGCUCUCAGGCAACGUUGUAGGUAUGCCCAAUCCUAUGGGUGCACAUUCUAGUUCUGUUUCUAGCCCAGGAAACACAAUGAUGAGGCCACGUGAUGCUUUACAGAUACUCCGACCGGUUCAGACGACAGAGGAGACCAGGCAGAUAAUGAUGCAAGAAAUUCAACUGCAAGUAUCACAAGGGAAUGGUCAAGCUAUUACUCCUUUCAAUGGUAUGAGUGCUGCAUUUUCCAAUGCACCAGUUUCUCCCCCUGUUCAAACAAUUCCGUUGCAACAACACCAUCAGAUUUCUCAACAGCCUCAUAUCCUUGGCAACCCUAAUAACUCUCUCGGUCAAGGCACCAACCAUUCAGGCUCCCAACAGCAACAGCAGGCAUAUAUCCGCUUUGCUAAAGAGAGUCAGCUCCAACAACGGAUUAUGCCUCAGGCUCAGCUUCCAUACUCAGCUUCUUCCUCCAUGUCUCCUAUGGAAACCAAUUCACAGUUCCAACAGCAAAGCCAGUCAUCUUCACCUGUAAAUUCGAUUGCUUCAUCACAGCCACAGCAUAAGCAUCAACCCAUGCCUCGAAACCCUCAAACCAGCGGCAUGAUGUCAAACCAGAUUAUGAAGCAAAGACAAAGGCAACAGGUUCAACCACAACAACAGCAACCAAGGAAUCUGCAGCAUCAAAAGCAGCAGGCACAGCAGCAGGCUAAACUUAUGAAGGGUUUGGGUCGAGGAACCAUGUUGUUGCAUCAAAACCUACCCGUUGAUGCCACCCAAACCCAAGUUGGUGGCCGUUCAACAGCUCCCAAUAACCAGGCCUCUGAGAAGCUUCUGAUGCAACAAAGUCAAGGGUUUAAUCCUGUUAGUACAGGAGUAAAUUCAAAUCUGCAACAACCUUCAAUCUCGCAGAAGCUGUAUUUCCGUCCACAUCCUCCUCAAUCAAAGCAAGUACCACCUAUGCCUUCUCAUCCUGAUAACAAUCAAGCUUCAGUACAGGCUCCUCCAACUCAUUCCAUACGUGCUACUCAGCAAUCAGUCCCCGCAACACCUCCAGCUACCCAGCAGCAACAACAGCGACAGGCUAAUCAAUCACCAACAAACAUGCAAAGAAUAAUGCUUCCACAGAGCCGUCAGUCGAACCAUGAUGGUAGAAUACAGUCCAUUAAUGAAUCAGUCCAAGUGAAUCAAAUGAUUCCAUCUUCAUCACUUACUAAAACUACAGAUUCUUCUAGUCUGCCUGGUGUUGUUUCAUCAGGAGUCCACUGGAAGCCAGAAUCAUCAUCUGAAACAUGCGCAACUGGUGAACAAGCUCAAAUGGCUGCCAUUCCUCAGGAAAAUUUUACCGGGAGUGAUGCAAUGAUACCCCCUUCUACCCAAGGUUUAGUACAGAGGCAAUUAUCUGGUAAUAUCUCUAUGCAUGGUCAUGGUCUUGGGGGUCAAUGGCAACAGCAGCAUCAGCUGCAGCCAUCGUCUCUACCUCAGCAGCAGUAUCGGCAAGGCGUACAAGGAAACUUAUACACACGGUCUUCAAGCACAGGACAAUGAUGAUCAGGAAUGAUCUAGGACCUAGCAGCAUGAAGCUGCUCGAUCAGCUUUUGUAGAAGUACUGUACAGUGAAUUCCAUGAAAAUUCGGCUUUGCUUAUUGUUAGCUUCGGGAUCAAGUGUUUGCAAUUUCAUCUCCUAAUUUAAAGAUGGUUUGCCGCACAUUUUUCUUCCCCUGGCUCCUACAGCAAUCUCCAUCUUUCUAGUCACCUUGGGAAAUGCAUCUCUAUUGUAUUACCAAAUUCUUUUGUAAUUCGAACUAGUGCUGAAUUUUGGGCUUGUUUAGAAAUUUUUUGCCCAUGCAGGGAAAAUUGCUCAAAUUGUCUGGUAACGCUGGCAAUUUCACUUAGUUUAAUGUUGUACAAACGCCAUCCAUAAGUCCUUUAAUGCAAAUAUUGUAUAGUGAACAUUAAUCAUUAAAUCUUCUGCAAAAAUGAUUUGAUGUUAAUUGAAGAAGUGUGCCAUGAGGCAUAGCAGGUC